AUGAAGAACUGCUCAGUAGUGACUGAGUUCAUCCUGCUUGGAAUCCCACACACAGGGGGCCUGGAGACUAUGCUUUUUGUGUUGUUCCUGCCCUUCUAUGCCUGCACUUUGGUGGGAAAUGUGUCUAUCCUUGUGGCUGUCAUUUCCUCUACCCGCCUUCACACACCCAUGUAUUUUUUCCUGGGGAACUUGUCUGUAUUUGACAUGGGUUUCUCUUCUGUGACCUGUCCUAAAAUGCUACUCUACCUUAUGGGACUUAGCAGACUCAUCUCCUAUCAAGAUUGUGUCUCCCAACUUUUUUUCUUUCAUUUUCUUGGGAGCAUUGAGUGUUUUUUGUAUACUGUGAUGGCCUAUGACCGCUUUGCUGCCAUUUGUCACCCUCUGCGGUACUCCGUCAUCAUGAGCUCAAGGAUCUGUGUAGCUCUAGCUGUGGGGACAUGGCUAUUAGGAUGCCUCCAUUCCAGUAUCUUGACAUCUCUCACCUUCACUUUGCCUUACUGUGGUCCCAAUGAAGUAAAUCACUUCUUCUGUGAUAUACCAGCAAUCUUGCCAUUGGCCUCUGCUGAUACAUCCUUAGCCCAGAGAGUAAGCUUCACUAAUGUUGGCCUAGUGUCCCUUGUCUGCUUUCUUCUGAUCCUUGUGUCCUAUACUCGAAUCACAACCUCCAUCUUGAGUAUUCACUCAACUGAGGGACGUCAGCGUGCCUUCUCCACCUGCAGUGCCCAUCUUAUUGCUAUCCUCUGUGCUUAUGGGCCCAUCAUCACUGUAUACCUGCAACCCACACCCAACCCUAUGCUGGGAACUGUGGUCCAAAUUCUGAUGAAUUUAGUAGGACCAAUGCUGAACCCUUUGAUCUAUACUUUGAGAAAUAAGGAAGUGAAGAUAGCUCUGAAAAAAAUACUGCAUGGGAAGGGACCUGUUUCUAAGGGCUAG
Acomys russatus (golden spiny mouse) is the source of this 933-nucleotide messenger RNA. RefSeq names its product olfactory receptor 958. Gene Ontology annotation, molecular function: G protein-coupled receptor activity; olfactory receptor activity. The transcript has a single exon. NCBI's taxonomy places the organism in Eukaryota, Metazoa, Chordata, Mammalia, Rodentia, Muridae. The record is from RefSeq and is a predicted model, not a curated record. Gene Ontology annotation, cellular component: membrane. Gene Ontology annotation, biological process: G protein-coupled receptor signaling pathway. Bases 1 to 933 code for a protein of 310 amino acids.